UUCUCUCUCUUCCUCCCUCCCUCCCUCCCUCUUCUCUCUCUCUCUCUCUCUCUCUCUCUCUCUCUUUCUUCAUCAUGGCCAACCAUGAACAAGGCAUCAAGCUCUUUGGAACUACAAUUACGUUGCAUGGUCAACAACAAGUCAAACAAGAAAACAACGAUGCUGAGGCUGAGGUUAAAAGACCUGACAAAAUCAUACCUUGCCCGAGAUGCAAGAGCAUGGAGACCAAGUUUUGUUAUUUCAAUAAUUACAAUGUUAACCAGCCUAGACAUUUCUGCAAGGGCUGCCAGAGAUACUGGACUGCCGGUGGGGCUCUCCGGAAUGUCCCCGUAGGUGCAGGCCGCCGGAAAACCAAACCACCUGGUCGUGGUGGGCUUGCCGGUUUCCCUGAAGGGUGUUUGUUUGAUGGUUCGGGUGAGGUGCACCAGCUUGAGUUGGAUGGGGUGGUGGUGGAAGAGUGGCACGUAGCAGCUCAUGGGGAUUUUCGGCAUGUAUUUCCGGUGAAACGGCGACGGAGCAACUCAGGUGGUCAACCUUAUUGAUUUUUAUUUUAAUAUUUUUUUUUUGGGGGGUUAUGCUGUUCAGAUAAAUUAAAAGAAAAUUGUACAAUUAGUGCAAGUGGUGUAUAUACAGGCUGGUUUUGAUUUAUUAGUCUUCUAAUGUGACUAUUUAUAUA
Pistacia vera is the source of this 676-nucleotide messenger RNA. Its product is annotated as dof zinc finger protein DOF1.5. Gene Ontology annotation, molecular function: DNA binding; DNA-binding transcription factor activity. The transcript has a single exon. The record is from RefSeq and is a predicted model, not a curated record. Lineage: Eukaryota; Viridiplantae; Streptophyta; Magnoliopsida; Sapindales; Anacardiaceae. Gene Ontology annotation, biological process: regulation of DNA-templated transcription. Bases 75 to 542 code for a protein of 155 amino acids.